AAUGGGAGCUCUCCCCCACCAUUCUUAAUGUCAAUCGUCAAACAUAUAAAGGUUGUGGCAAACUGAGGUUAAGUUACAUCUGAAGGUGAAGUGACAUUGGACUGAGGCAGCUUCCAUCCCAAGGCAGCUACAGACAUACAAUUCAGAGAAGCUUUGUGCAAAAAAGAUUCAAGAUGCUCCUGAUCAUCCUGAUUCAACUCCUGAUCGUCGCAUCAGCAAAUGUCCAGGCAACCACAACUGUAGCACCUACAACUGCAGCACCCACCACUGUAGCACCUACAACUGCAGCACCCACCACGAAUGCUGGUGGUGUCAUCACCACCACGGCCGUAGCACCCACCACGAUGGUUGCAGCACACAUCACAACUCCUGCUGGUGCCACCACCACCACGACUGCUGCAGCACUCACCACGACGGCCGCAGCACCCACCACAACUCCUGCUGGUGUCAUCACCACGACGGCUGCUGGUGCCGCCACCACCACCACGGCUGCUGGUUCCACUACCACUACCACGACUGCUAUAGCACCCACCACGGCGGCUGCUGGUGCCACUACCACCACCACGGCUGCUGGUGCCGCCACCACCACCACGGCUGCUGGUGCCACUACCACCACCACGGCUGCUGGUGCCGCCACCACCACCACCACGGCUGCUGGGGCCUCUACCACCACCACGGCUGCAGGUGCCGCAACCACCACCACGGCUGCUGGUGCCGCCACCACCACCACGGCUGCUGGUGCCACCACCACCACCACGGCUGCUGGUGCCGCCACCACCACCACGGCUGCUGUUGCCACCACCACCACGGCUGCUGGUGCCGCCACCACCACCACGGCUGCUGGGGCCUCUACCACCACCACGGCUGCUGGUGCCGCCACCACCACCACGGCGGCUGGGGCCUCUACCACCACCACGGCUGCUGGUGCCGCAACCACCACCACGGCAGCUGGUGUUGCCACCACCACCACGGCUGCUGGUGCCACCACCACCACGGCUGCUGGGGCCGCCACCACGGCGGCUGCUGGUGCCACUACCACCACCAUGGCUGCUGGUUCCGCCACCACCACCACGGCUGCUGGUGUCGCCACCACCACGGCUGCUGUUGCCACCACCACCACGGCUGCUGUUGCCACCACCACCACGGCUGCUGGGGCCUCUACCACCACCACGGCUGCUGGUGCUGCCACCACCACCACGGCGGCUGGUGCCACCACCACCACGGCAGCUGGGGCCGCCACCACCACCAUGGCGGCUGCUGGUGUCAUCACCACCACGGCUGCAGCAACCCCCACAACUGCUGCAGCACCCACCACGACGGUUGCAGCACCCACCACCACGGCUGCUGGGGCCACUACCGCCACCGGGGCUGCUGGUGUCAUCACCACCACGGCUGCAGCAACCCCCACAACUGCUGCAGAACCCACCACGACGGUUGCAGCCCCCACCACCAUGGCUGCUGGGGCCACCACCGCCACCACGGCAGCUGGUGUCGCCACCACCACCACGGACGCUGGGGCUGCCACCACCACAACGGCGGCUGCUGGUGUUAUCAGCACCACGGCUGCAGCAACCCCCACAACUGCUGCAGCACCCACCACGACGGUUGCAGUACCCACCACCACGGCUGCUGGGGCCACUACCGCCACCGGGGCUGCUGGUGUCAUCACCACCACGGCUGCAGCACCCACCACAACUGUUGCAGCACCCACCAACACGGCAGCUGGUGUCGCCACCACCACCACGGACGCUGGGGCCGCCACCACCAUCACCACGGAUGCUGGUGCCACCACCACCACGGCUGCUGGGGCCGCCAUCACCACAACGGCGGCUGCUGGUGUCAUCACCACCACGGCUGCAGCACCCAUCACAACUGCUGCAGCACCCACCACGACGGCUGCUGGGACCACCAGCGCAACAGCGGCUGCUGUUGUCACCACCACCACCACUAACACUGCUGCACAUGCUGGGAUCGUAUCUGUGAGCAGUCUGGUGUUCUGUCACUUCAGUGUUGUUCUCUUCAUGUCCCUCUGUACCGUGUGA
Molecule: messenger RNA, 2042 nt
Organism: Pleuronectes platessa (European plaice)
Lineage: Eukaryota; Metazoa; Chordata; Actinopteri; Pleuronectiformes; Pleuronectidae
Product: mucin-5AC
Exons: 3
Coding region: 174-2042 (622 amino acids)
Source: RefSeq, a predicted model, not a curated record